Molecule: messenger RNA, 774 nt
Organism: Malassezia pachydermatis
Lineage: Eukaryota; Fungi; Basidiomycota; Malasseziomycetes; Malasseziales; Malasseziaceae
Product: mads-box transcription factor-like protein
Exons: 2
Coding region: 1-774 (257 amino acids)
Biological process (GO): mRNA splicing, via spliceosome
Cellular component (GO): nucleus; precatalytic spliceosome
Molecular function (GO): zinc ion binding; RNA binding
Source: RefSeq, a predicted model, not a curated record
AUGGCGGACGUGUGGAUUUCCCGGAAACGAUGGACUUGCAAAUACUGCAAUGUGACGAUCAACGAUGACAUACCAUCACGAAGGCACCAUGAGAAUGGCUUGCGUCACAAACACAAUGUAGAGCGUGCUUUGCGAGCACUACACAAGGAAAAUGAUGCGAAGCGACGCGCAGAGGUACAAGCCCACAUGGAGCUACUGAGGAUUGAAAAGGCUGCUUCGCGAGAUCAUAGGAAGCAUGAUCGUGGCUCCUCAUCGACGGCCAGCCACCCGCCAACCUUAUCACGUCCUAGUGCGUGGACGCCCACGAACAACAUGGCAUCUUAUACCACAGCCGAAUCUCUAGGUGUGUCUGGAGAUGAAGAUGCUCAAUGGCUCGCGAAGCGUGCGAAAAAGAAAGAAACAGUGCACAUUGGUGAGUGGGAGACGUAUACACCUACGUCUGCCACUACGUCUUCGCUGUCAUCCGUGUCCACAGCUGGGCCUAGUGUGACAUCAGAUCGAGAUGAGAAGCGCCAUUUUGAGCUUACGGAAAAGACGUUGGCGGAGGAUGAAGAAGACGAAGAGGACGAAGCGCCCAUUGUGCUCAAGCGACCUCGCACUCAGCCCAUGGAGCCGGUAAAAAAAGAGGAGGACGAGACUGUGCCCCUUCCUCGCCUAUCUACGCCGCCACCUAUCAACGAAGAAGAGACGCCUGCAUCUGAUACCAAUCUAUUCCGCAAACGAAAGGCACGUAGCGGCACUGCGAAGAAAAUCGGUAGUGCUGGCUUUGUAUAG